AGUAGAAUGAACCGUGUUCGGGAUUCAAGGCACGGAGACGAAAUAAGUGAAAAAUACGUUGUUAGUAGAAUGAACCGUGUUCGGGAUUCAAGGCACGGAGACGAAAUGAGUGAAAAAUACGCUGUUGUAAUGAUGACACUCAAAAAAAAAAAAAAAUCAAAUGCGAUACAAUGGAAGUCAUGCACACCCGAGCAAAUCGAGCGAAAUUCAAUCUUAGAUCAUAAAAUUAAUAGAAUGAACCGUGUUCGGGAUUCAAGGCACGGGGACGAAAUAAGUGAAAAUACGUUGUCGUAA
Racocetra persica is the source of this 294-nucleotide messenger RNA. NCBI's taxonomy places the organism in Eukaryota, Fungi, Glomeromycota, Glomeromycetes, Diversisporales, Gigasporaceae. The record is from the annotation of a GenBank genome assembly.